AUGGCCACUCUCGAGACGCUACAGCGAGCGCUACUCAAGUCAGCAAGCGAAUUCACACCGGCAGACUCCCCUAGACAAGCUUUAUCGGACGAGCAGUAUGCCACCGGCUUCUCCGUCUUCUCCCAAGAGCCCGGGCGCUCAACAUACAGCGAAUUCAUCAUACCCGAGCUAUCCUACCUCCUAGCGCCUCUCCAUGAUACUGAACCCGAAACACGCAUCUCGGUGCUGGAGAUAGGACCGGGCCCAAAAAGUGUUUUUGGUGAUCUUCCUCAGAGCUUGCGACGCAAGAUCGAAACCUAUACUGCUUUCGAGCCCAAUGCGGUCUUUGCGAUACAGCUGGAAGAUUGGCUCAAGGGUAGUGGUGGGAUCGAAAACAAAGCUCCACUUCCCGGUCUCAAACGGGUUGCUGUCCAUCCUGUUGAGUUUUCCGAUGUUAGCGAUACAGAGAAAGACUAUCGGCUCAAAAAGUAUGACAUUGUUCUGUUUUGCCACAGCAUGUACGGCAUGAAACCGAAGAACAGUUUCAUUGGAAGCGCUCUGGGGAUGCUUGUUGAAGGGGGGAUAGUAGCGGUUUUUCAUCGGGAUGGCGCCCUACAUAUCGAGGGCUUAGUAUGCCAUUACACGGUUUCAUUCCCUACUGGAGUUGUCGGCGUUCCAGACCGAUACAAAGACUUGAACCAGUUCGCGUCUUUCGUGGCUGGGUUCGGCAUGCAAGACGAGAUGGCGAAUACCGCAGUUCAAGCGCAGUGGAGAGCACUAUGCCGUUCGAUGGGUCGUCGGGACGGAGCAUACCCAGAGUACCUUAUUUUCAGCGCACCCGAGGUCAUGACAGUAUUUAAUGAACACGCCGACAGUUUGCCAGAGUUGAUGUGGCAAGUACCGCAAGGUCGGAAGAUAGUCAAGAACAAAGAGGCUUGUCUGCACAGUCCGGCUUAUGUUGCUCGACCAAGGGAUGUCAAAGACGUUCAAAUUUGCGUUCGGUGGGCGCUACAAUAUAACGUCGGCUUGACCGUUAUCGGGGGAGGCCAUAGCACGCACUGUCUCAGGCCUAACGUUGUGGCGAUCGAUAUGAGCGGUUUCGACUCGGUACACAUCCUGAGAGCCGUUGGAGACGAAGGCAAGCCAGAUCCUAUCUCUAAUUCAUUCGUCAUCGCAGGGACUGGGUGCAAGACUGAUGGUCUCAUAAGCCAAGCCAUGUGCGAAGGUUUGACAGUGCCUCUGGGAUCGCGCCCAAGCGUCGGUGCAGGUUUAUGGCUACAAGGAGGCAUAGGACACCUUACCAGGCUCCAUGGACUAACUUGCGACAUCAUCGUCGGUGCUGUCAUGGUCAGCGUUAAAUCUGGCGAAGUCUUCUAUAUUGGUAAUGUGCCAGAACAACAUCGGCCACCUGGCGCCUUUCUUCCCACGGACGAAGCCGAUAUCCUUUGGGCGAUAAGAGGUGCUGGAACAAACAUGGGGAUCGUGACGAGCGUUACGUUCAAGGCUUUCCCUGCUCUACAAUACCUGACAAGGAACUGGGUGCUACCACUCAACGAUGAGAUCGACGCACGGAAACGACUCAAUCAGUUCGACAAAAUAAUCGCUGGACGACUGGGGCGAUCUGAACGCCACUGUUCAGCAGAUGCGUAUCUGUACCAUGAGGCUGGUCAAUUGAGACUUGGAAUGACCACAUUCGAGCUAGUGGAGCCUUCUUUCAAUGUUUCAGCUAUCAGACAUGAACCCAUGGGAGAAAUCUGGGGGCCGGUGACGGAGUCUAAAGUCGUUGAUGGUUUGGAAUUGUUCGAGGAAGAGAUGUACAUGUCUGGGAUGCAUGGCGGGCAUGGUGGCGGCAAGACUUCUUCGUUCAAACGUUGCAUACUCAUGAAGGAUAUCUCGGAAGAGGGCAUUGCUGCCCGCUUGAUAUCUGCUGUGGAAACUCGUCCGUCGCCGCUAUGUUACCUCCACUUACUACAUGGAGGUGGAGCGGUUCGCGAUCUCGCAGCCACUGCUGUUGCCUUUGGAUGUCGCACGUGGAGUUUCGCAUGCGUCAUCACCGGCGUUUGGCCACGCGAUGAAGAUGGCACUGCACUUGCUAACGCUUGUGUGCAGUGGGUAUACGAUCUUGCAAAGGACUUGUUGCCCUUCAGCAGCGGAGCUUACGGAGUUGAUCUCGGACCGGAUCCCAGAGAUGCCGAACUCGCGGUCAGAGCCUUCGGACCAAACGGAUCGCGACUAGGUCGUCUGAAACGUGAUAUGGAUCCGCAUGGGAUGCUAGCGUAUGCCUGUCCGUUACCUAAAGCACCACCACCCAAGCUUGUCGUCCUUGUCACUGGCGAGAGUUGCGCUGGAAAAGACCACUGCGCACAUAUAUGGGCCUCCCUGUUCUUGCAACACCGGAACAAUACGGAGUUCUCUGCCCAAGGCCCGAAUUCGCGCGUUAUGAGCAUCAGUGAUGCCACGAAGCGUGAGUAUGCAGCGGCUGUUGGGGCUGAUUUCGAUCGCCUGCUGGAAGAUCGUGCCUACAAGGAAGAGCACCGCGCACCAUUGACAGAAUUCUUUCAGCAACAGGUGCAGAAACGACCUCAACUACCCGAAGAGCAUUUCUCGAGCACCGUACGCGAUGCCACAGCCGCAGAUGUUGAUGUGCUGUUCAUUACGGGUAUGAGAGACAAGGCACCUGUCGCAUCCUUUGCUCACCUGGUGCCCGAGAGCAGACUGGUUGAGAUUCGUGUAGAAGCCAAGGAGCACACGAGAAUUGAACGUGGAGCGGAUACCAGCAAGUCCAGUAUGAAGGAGCUGGAGCAUCGGCCUAGCCUGAUCUUCCAGAACGACAAGUCUGCAAAUGAGCCUGCCGAAAGCUUCGCCAGAUCCAAUCUCAUACCUUUGAUUCACGAUGACUUGCAGCAACUUGCAGACAUGGUACGCUCAAUACCCAGCUUCCCAACCCCAGGUAUCGAGUUUCGCCACGUGCUUGACAUCGCUCAGCAGCAGGGUGGGAUGCGUCGAUGUGUAUCCUUAUUGCAGACUCUGUUUUCUGGUAAUUGGGACAAAGUCAAAGCCAUCGUGAGCGUCGGAGUAGGUAGCCUCGUCUUUGCGUCUUCUUUGACCGAACGGGUUGACAAGCCUCUCGUUCUGGUUCGCGAAGAAGGGAAGCUUCCACCACCGACCAUAUAUACGUGCAAGCCACGAUCUCACAUCUCUUUUGUGUCGUCUUCGAAGCAGAAGGUUACGCGUAUCGAGAUGGAGCGAGACGCCGUCCCCGUUGGCGCAUCUGUUGUCGUGGUGGACGAUGUACUAGCAACAGGUGAGACGCUUUGCGCGGUGUUGCAAUUAUUGGUUAAAGCCGGCGUUGCUCUUGAGGAUGUUAGUGUGAUGGUCGUUGCGGAGUUCCCGGUUCAUCGCGGUCGCGCGUUACUGUAUGAGCGCGGAUAUGGUAAGGUGAAUGUGCAGAGUCUAUUGGUGUUUAACGGAGUCUAG
Messenger RNA from Pyrenophora tritici-repentis Pt-1C-BFP, 3456 nucleotides. RefSeq names its product Apt, Adenine-guanine phosphoribosyltransferase and related PRPP-binding protein. The record is from RefSeq and is a predicted model, not a curated record. Gene Ontology annotation, molecular function: phosphomevalonate kinase activity; oxidoreductase activity; FAD binding. Gene Ontology annotation, cellular component: cytoplasm. Lineage: Eukaryota; Fungi; Ascomycota; Dothideomycetes; Pleosporales; Pleosporaceae. Gene Ontology annotation, biological process: cholesterol biosynthetic process.